Molecule: messenger RNA, 1701 nt
Organism: Myotis myotis
Lineage: Eukaryota; Metazoa; Chordata; Mammalia; Chiroptera; Vespertilionidae
Gene: UBA3
Product: ubiquitin like modifier activating enzyme 3
Exons: 18
Coding region: 76-1467 (463 amino acids)
Biological process (GO): protein neddylation
Cellular component (GO): cytoplasm; nucleus
Molecular function (GO): NEDD8 activating enzyme activity
Source: RefSeq, a predicted model, not a curated record
GCCCCGCCCUCCGGCCCCGCCCCCGAGCCUGGCCCCGCCCGCCGUGGGGGCACCUGGGAAGAGGCGGAGAACAAUAUGGCGGAUGGCGAGGAGCCGGAGAAGAAAAGAAGGAGAAUAGAGGAGCUGCUGGCUGAGAAAAUGGCUGUUGAUGGUGGGUGUGGGGACACUGGAGACUGGGACGGUCGCUGGAACCAUGUAAAGAAGUUCCUCGAGCGAUCUGGACCCUUCACACACCCUGAUUUCGAACCGAGCACUGAAUCUCUCCAGUUUUUGUUAGAUACAUGUAAAGUUCUAGUCAUUGGAGCUGGCGGCUUAGGAUGUGAGCUCCUGAAAAAUCUGGCUUUGUCUGGUUUUAGACAGAUUCAUGUUAUAGACAUGGACACUAUAGAUGUUUCCAAUUUAAAUAGGCAGUUUUUAUUUAGGCCUAAAGAUGUUGGAAGACCUAAAGCUGAAGUUGCUGCAGAAUUUCUAAAUGACAGAGUUCCGAAUUGCACUGUAGUUCCACAUUUCAACAAGAUCCAGGAUUUUAAUGACACUUUCUAUCGACAAUUUCAUAUAAUUGUAUGUGGAUUGGACUCUAUCAUAGCCAGAAGAUGGAUAAAUGGCAUGCUGAUAUCUCUUCUCAAUUAUGAAGAUGGUGUAUUAGAUCCAAGCUCCAUUGUCCCUUUGAUAGAUGGGGGGACAGAAGGUUUUAAAGGAAAUGCCCGGGUAAUUUUGCCUGGGAUGACUGCUUGUAUUGAAUGCACUCUGGAGCUGUAUCCACCACAGGUUAAUUUUCCCAUGUGCACCAUUGCAUCUAUGCCCAGGCUACCAGAACACUGUAUUGAGUAUGUAAGGCUAUUGCAGUGGCCCAAGGAGCACCCUUUUGGAGAAGGGGUUCCAUUAGAUGGAGAUGAUCCUGAUCAUAUUCAGUGGAUUUUCCAAAAAUCUCUAGAGAGAGCAUCACACUAUAAUAUUAGGGGUGUUACAUACAGACUCACGCAAGGGGUAGUAAAACGAAUCAUCCCUGCAGUAGCUUCCACAAAUGCCGUCAUUGCAGCUGUGUGUGCCACUGAAGUUUUUAAAAUAGCCACCAGCGCAUAUAUUCCCCUUAAUAAUUACUUGGUAUUCAAUGAUGUAGAUGGACUGUACACAUACACAUUUGAAGCAGAGAGAAAGGAAAACUGUCCAGCUUGUAGCCAGCUUCCACAAAAUAUUCAGUUUUCUCCAUCAGCAAAACUACAGGAGGUUUUGGAUUAUCUAACCAAUAGUGCUUCUCUGCAGAUGAAAUCUCCAGCCAUCACAGCAACAUUAGAGGGAAAAAAUAGAACCCUUUACUUACAGUCAGUAACCUCUAUUGAAGAACGAACAAGGCCAAAUCUCUCCAAGACAUUGAAAGAAUUGGGACUUGUUGAUGGACAAGAACUGGCAGUUGCUGAUGUCACCACACCACAGACAGUACUAUUCAAACUUCAUUUUACUUCUUAAGGAAAAUAAAUCUGCACAUAAUAGAAAAUUUAUGAAAAUACUAUACUUUGUGGAUGCUAAGAAAUUUGAUUUAUUUUUAGCACUAGUAUUGCUGAAAUUUGACCUUUUUUUUUUUAAAAUGUAAUGAGCCACUCUUUUUUAAUAACUGUCCCUUGAAGACAAAAUUUGGGGUUGGUGCUUGUAAGUAUUUUCAUUAAUAAUCUAUAUAUAUAAAAGCCUAAGCAACUGAACAAC